Sturnus vulgaris (Common starling) is the source of this 3411-nucleotide messenger RNA. It is a transcript of the gene SUSD6, whose product is annotated as sushi domain containing 6. The record is from RefSeq and is a predicted model, not a curated record. Gene Ontology annotation, biological process: DNA damage response. Lineage: Eukaryota; Metazoa; Chordata; Aves; Passeriformes; Sturnidae.
UGGUUGGUUUUUUGUUUGUUGAUGUGUUUACCAUUGGAGGCCUCACAGAUUAGAACUGUAGUAGGUUGGUGAAAUAUGUGUUCUGCUGGGUCUUCAUUAAAAGCAAGGGUUCAUAUUUGUGCUUUCUCGUUUCCCAGCUGUGCUUUGUGUGUUUGUAUACAAAGCUGUUUUUGCUGUGACAGUGCCUCAUAGGCUGUGGGUGAAUCCCUCAGUCCUCAGGUAUGAGCAGUGUCACAUCCUGCAAUUUUAAUUGCUGUGCUCUGUCCUGUCAGAUCAUUAUACCUGAGGUUUGCAAGUUGUUUUACAUUCCUCCUCGUAAUCAUGUGUUUGCCUGCUGGCUGGCUGUCAGCACUGCUGUGCCUCUCCAGGUGGCUGGAGAAGCAUUUGAUUGAUUUAUCCUAGCUGUCUGCUACAGUCUGCUGUGUCUCAGAGACCUUCUGAAAAGUGGUGGGGGUGUAGGAAGACUGGCUCUCUUGAAGAAUUUUUGAAACAAACACUCCAGAUGCUAUGUCCUCUGGGGCUGUCUUGAAAUGGUAAAAUUAAUUGUAAGCUAGGCAGUCUUCACAUUUGAAACAUCAGACAGUGAGUGAAGAGUUACUCUCUCUAAUACUGCUCCUUUUUGUCUUUCCUGUAUGAAAGAUUGCUUUUUCUGCUCUUGUUACCUUGAGAACUGUGAAUACUUAGUAAGAUUCCUAAGUGCUAGAACAUGUAAAAGGUUUCUCUUUGUUUCUAACUUUGCCUUUUCUCUCGCCAGGUGUUGUAGGUGUUUGGCUCAACACCUUUUCUUGCUUUCUGUUUUUUUUUUUAGACAAGGUGCUCCUGAUCAACCAGAUCGUUCAGAAAUUUUUAGAAAAGAAACCUCGGUGGGUAAAAGAUGUGCCAUGGAAUGGUAGCAUCAAAGAGCAACACAGGAUCUUCUCUUGCCUUGACUGGCCAUGGGUUAUUUCGUCUGCUAGUUAUCUUUGGUUCCUUUAUCUUGGAAGCACAGUCCACAGGUUGGCUAAGCAAAUCCAAAGGACCUGCAUAUUGUCCCCAGCCACCACAACCUGAGAAUGGAGGCUAUAAAUGCCACCCUAGCCCCUGCAGCAACCCUCUGACUUCAGGCAGUGUCAUAGAGUAUCUGUGUGUUGAAGGCUACAUGCUGAAAGGAGAUUAUAAAUAUUUGACCUGCAAGAAUGGAGAGUGGAACCCAGCCAUGGAAGUCAGCUGCAGGCUCAGCCCUGAAAAGGACUCUCCUCCGACAAUUGGAGUGCCCACGCUGUCCAUAGUAGCCUCCACAGCGAGCUCUGUCGCCCUGAUUCUGCUGUUAGUUGUGCUGUUUGUUUUGCUGCAGCCUAAGCUGAAGUCGUUCCAUCAUAGCAGGCGAGACCAAGGUGUGUCUGGAGAUCAGGUCUCUAUUAUGGUGGAUGGUGUCCAAGUGGCCUUGCCAUCCUAUGAAGAAGCAGUAUAUGGCAGCACAGGGAAUUGCAUUCCACCCUCGGACUCCCGAGUGCAGAUCGUGCUCUCAGAGGGAGCUGGACAGAAUGGACCCAGAGAGAUGCAGCAGCCAGACCAAGGGGCUCACAGUACCUUUGAAAGAGAAGAUGAAGCCCCUGGACAUUCUGGACUGUGUGAAGCCAGUGGCUCUCAGCGCUCUGAAACUGUUCUUGUGCAUCAGGCUGCUACCUCUUCCUGGGUAGCUGGCAUGGCUAGCAGUAGACCUGUACACAAAGAGGUCCAGGAUUCAGAAAGCAGUGACAUACAGAGCCUUUUAUCACUCACUUCCUCUGAGGAAUACACAGAUGAUAUUCCAUUAUUGAAGGAAGCAUGAGGUCUGCUGUGUUUGUCUAGUCUUCUCCAUCUUGGAUUUCUUCCUUCUCCCUUCUCCCUGCCUUUGGGACAGAAGCACUCUGUGCAGUCUUCCCCAUCCUCGCAAGCUGUACCCUGGAUACCUCUAAGAAGAGAUGCCCUCAGCUGAAGAUCCAAAGGAUGUUGCCAGGUUGCCUCCUGGAUGCACCAGUGGAGUUGGUGCAGCGCUGGCUUCCCCAUUCCAUCAGCAUCAGGGGCUCAAGGAACAGAGUGGAUUUGAGCUCUCCUCUCCUCUUCCCCAGCCGGAUGUUUGACAGCAGCUCUGAAGAGCUGCUCUUUCUUGUGCCUUUCUCCUCCUCACACUGGCUUGUUGCAGCUUAUCAGCCUUUCUAGCCCUUCUGCUGCCCAGAGAGCAGGGGCUAAACCCGCUUGCUCGCUGGGUGCAGACACAGUUUAAAUAUACAUACAUAUAUGUUAUAUAGGCUCUUCUUCCAGCAGCAUCCUCUUUGUGAUAGGGCAGGGCAAAAUGCCUCACUGGGACUGAGAUUGGGUUUGGGAGGGAUCGCAGUGAAGGGGCAGCUGGUGAUGUGUAGAAGCGCCUCAGACGAGAUGGGCUGUGUGACAGCUUAGCUGUGCAGGAACAGUUCACUGAGAAUUGCUUAAGCACUGAAGGCUGAGAAAUCCAACAUAUAGGAAUGCCCUCUGUCCCAUCUCUGCAGGAGUCCAUUCCCGAAAAUCACUUUUGUCUCCUCCUUCUUCCUCUACCAGUGCAGCCCACUGGAAGAGGUUCAGGUGUUUGAAAAUACCAACACAAAAAAACGCCUGUAGGUAGUGAAUUCCUAGUGCCAUUGGUGCAAUCCCAAAUUCCCUUUCCAGCCACAGUAGGUACUUGAAUCCUGGGUAGCUGCCAUCUCAUAGGCUGGUGUGUCUUCCUAGCUUCAUACAGCAAAGGGUCUGCUGUUUUAACCUGGUGGGCUCCAGCAGGCCCAUAGAGAAGGGCUCCUCCCUUGUGGCUGGGGGUAAGCAGCAUUUGUAAAGCUUCUCCUAAACACAGUGCCAGCCUGUUGCUGUGAGGGAAAGUCGAGUACACUGACAGCAGUGCUAGAGGACACCACAGCUGAGUCCUGAAGUUUUGAGGAUUGUUUCAAGUUCUGGUAGUAGGGAAGAGAAAAUUCAGAAAUAUGUGUACCUCUGCCUGCCACAGUUACCUGUCUGUGUUGGGACUCUAUUACUGCAGGAAGCCACAUUUGCCUUGAGUAUGUGGUCCAGUCCAAGUGCUGUGGUUGUUGUAAGGUUCCUCACUGAGGACUGGACACUGUUCCAUGAGAUUGGUUUCAGCAAGAGUUGGCUUCUUAGAUGCAUGUACCUUGUCAUAACUGUCUUGAAGUAACCAGGGAAGUGUUUGCCCUGUGAGAAGCUGCUACAUUUUUGAGUUGAAGGAGCAAAAUGUCAUGGCCUUACACAUCAUGUGGUAAUGUACAGGUAAACAGGGAUGCUGUCUUUGCUGCUUUGCUUUUGAUUUACGAUCCUCAUCAUCCUCAUCCUUGUUGCUACAGUAAAAAACAUUACAGCACUUGACAAAAAUCAUAAAACAUCUUUACAUAUAAAAUAGCUGUGGCUUAG